AUGAAAUUUCCUUCUGAUAUCCAUGUCACGCUGUUGGAAGCACGAUUGGAACAGGCCAGCCUUCUGAAGCGCGUCGUUGACGCCAUCAAGGAUCUGGUCCAGGAUUGCAACUUCGAUUGCAAUGACUCCGGAAUUGCUCUUCAGGCUAUGGACAACUCCCACGUUGCUCUUGUUUCCAUGCUGCUCCGCGCCGAGGGUUUCUCUCCCUACCGCUGCGACCGUAACAUCGCCCUCGGCAUCAACCUGCUCUCCCUGACCAAGGUGCUCCGCGCCGCCCAGAAUGAAGACAUCCUGACCCUCAAGGCCGAGGACUCCCCCGAUGCUGUCAACCUGAUGUUCGAGAGCGCAGAGACAGACCGACUGAGCGAGUAUGACAUCAAGCUCAUGGAUAUUGACCAGGAGCACCUGGCCAUCCCCGAGACUGAGUACGCCGCCACCGUGGAGAUGCCUUCUUCUGAGUUCCAGCGCAUCUGCAGAGAUCUCAACGCGCUGUCCGAGUCAGUCGUGAUUGAGGCUAGCAAGGAGGGUGUCAAGUUCUCCUGCCAGGGUGAUAUUGGUAACGGAUCCGUCACCAUCCGCCAACACACCAACGUCGACAAGCCUGACCAGAACGUCGUUAUCAAUCUCUCCGAACCCGUCGCCCUGACUUUCUCCCUCAAGUACCUCGUCAACUUCUGCAAGGCCUCCAACCUGUCUUCAUCUGUCGUGCUGCACCUCUCUCAGGAAGUGCCGCUGCUCGUUGAGUACGGUCUCGGAAGUGGUCAUUUGCGGUUCUACCUUGCUCCUAAGAUCGGUGACGAAGAGUAA
Messenger RNA from Penicillium coprophilum, 807 nucleotides. RefSeq names its product proliferating cell nuclear antigen. The transcript is spliced from 5 exons. Lineage: Eukaryota; Fungi; Ascomycota; Eurotiomycetes; Eurotiales; Aspergillaceae. The coding region runs from base 1 to 807 and encodes 268 amino acids. Gene Ontology annotation, cellular component: PCNA complex. The record is from RefSeq and is a predicted model, not a curated record. Gene Ontology annotation, molecular function: DNA binding; DNA polymerase processivity factor activity. Gene Ontology annotation, biological process: translesion synthesis; mismatch repair; regulation of DNA replication.